UCACCCUGCGAUACACCCAAUAAUCUUUGACUUUGUUUUUGAAUUGUAAGUUUCAGCUUAUUCUCAGCUUGCCUCGCCCUCAAGUUGGUCAUGCCCAUGAUGCGGUCAGCUAUAAAUACUAAACUUCUUGUCGGGGAAGUUCAUCUACAACGUCUGGCGAUUCCAUCAUGGACACAUUCCUCUCAGGGUCGGUUUGGUUUAAUCGAAGUCAACUGACUCACAUAGAAUCCAGACUCAUUAUCAAAGAGUGGGGAAGACAAAAAAAGAAAAAGAAAAAAAAAGGCAGAUCCAAGGAGGUGGUUAAUCUGUCAAUCCCAUCAAUCAGUCAACCAAACACGACCAAUCAUCAAACCAAGUUUUUAUAAAAGCAAAGAGUGAAAAAUAGGAAUAAUAAGAUUAUGUCAUCCUCUUCUUCUUCUCCAACUCCUCCACCCUGUCAUCCUCUACCGCCGCCGCCGCCGCCGCCGCUGGACCACCACCUCCCCGCCGCCGAGCAGCUCUGCUAUGUCCAUUGCAAUAUUUGCGACACUGUCCUUGCGGUGAGUGUUCCUUGUUCUAGCUUGUUCAAAACUGUUACUGUCCGAUGUGGGCACUGCACCAAUCUGCUGCCUGUCAACAUGCGUGGCCUGCUUCUGCCUUCUACUAAUCAGUUUCAUCAGCUUGGCCACUCUUUUUUCUCUCCUUCUUCUCACAACAUUCUGGAGAAUAUCCCCACCCCGAAUUCGAAUUUCCUCAUCAACCAGUUUGCAGCUACUAACAAUUUUGGAAUGCCAUCUCGUGGAGUCACUGAUGAGCUCCCAAGGCCCCCAGUCAUCAACAGACCUCCGGAGAAGAGACAGAGAGUGCCCUCUGCUUACAACCGCUUCAUCAAGGACGAGAUCCAACGCAUCAAGUCUGUGAAUCCCGAUAUAUCCCACAGAGAAGCCUUCAGCGCCGCGGCUAAGAAUUGGGCCCACUUUCCACACAUUCACUUUGGUCUCAUGCCCGACCAGACAGUGAAGAAGACAAAUAUCCGCCAGCAGGAAGGAGAUCAGAAUGUUCUGAUGAAAGACAAUGGAUUCUAUGCCUCAGCCAAUGUUGGUGUCUCCCACUUCUAAACCAGUUUUGUGGGGCACAUCCUGUUUUUCCAAUGACUUUUGAGAUCAGACAGUGGCAAGAAGGUCUUUUUGCUAAUGUUGAUAUUAAUAUUAUUAUUAUCAUAUAAUACUGUCUCUCUACCUAGCCCCUCUACCAUGUAAUUUCUGAUCUCCCAGCUUAGACUUCCAUAGUUUCUACUUUAAUUUGCCUCUGAAUGUUCUUCCAAUUUUAAUGUUAUGAUUAUUAUGACAUAUUAUAUUAUUGUGCCUCACCACUCCACCAAUGCAUGGCCUUGGCUUGGUUCUUGCUUGUGAUGAAGUACAUUAUUAAUAUCUAA
This is a messenger RNA of Momordica charantia (bitter melon), 1414 nucleotides long. RefSeq names its product axial regulator YABBY 5. Lineage: Eukaryota; Viridiplantae; Streptophyta; Magnoliopsida; Cucurbitales; Cucurbitaceae. Gene Ontology annotation, biological process: cell fate commitment; fruit development; polarity specification of adaxial/abaxial axis. The record is from RefSeq and is a predicted model, not a curated record. Gene Ontology annotation, cellular component: nucleus.